Messenger RNA from Entelurus aequoreus (snake pipefish), 2103 nucleotides. It is a transcript of the gene mlpha, whose product is annotated as melanophilin a. Gene Ontology annotation, cellular component: cortical actin cytoskeleton. Gene Ontology annotation, biological process: intracellular protein transport. Lineage: Eukaryota; Metazoa; Chordata; Actinopteri; Syngnathiformes; Syngnathidae. The transcript is spliced from 19 exons. The record is from RefSeq and is a predicted model, not a curated record. Gene Ontology annotation, molecular function: actin binding; small GTPase binding; myosin binding. The coding region runs from base 34 to 2103 and encodes 689 amino acids.
UCUUCCAGCAGUAACACAGAGAGAGGAGUCAUUAUGGAGCGGAAACUGGAUUUGACUCGUUUGACGGACGAAGAAGCCAAACAUGUGUGGGACGUGAUUCAACGAGACUUUAACCUGCGCAAGAACGAAGAAGAUCGACUAGGGAAGCUGAAGGACUCCAUUGACAAGGAGGACACAAAACGAGAGCUGCUGGGCUCCCAGAACCAACUGGCCGACUCGUUGUGCAUUCGCUGCCUGCAGCCCUUUAAGUUCCUAGUCAACAGCAAGCGUCAGUGCCUGGACUGCCGCUCGUUCAUCUGCAAGUCAUGUAGCCGCUACAACAAGAAGGAGCACGGCUGGGUGUGCGACAACUGCCGCAUGACCAGAGUCCUGAAGAUCGGCACCCUGGGGUGGUACCACGACAACGUCCGUAAUCGCUUUAAGCGCUUCGGCAGCGCCAAGGUGAUGAGAUCACUUUACAAAAGGCUGAACGGAGAAGGUGGACGUGAUGAUGACACUCAGAGCAUGCCAGAUGUCCGCAGCCAAGUUUAUGCAAAUGACGACGACCACGGAGAAGUUGAGGCGCAGCGAUACAAAUCGAUGCGUAAAAAUAAACGCCUGCUGUCAGUUCAUCCUUUUGACUUUGACUCGGAGGAAUACUUCCCUUAUUCAAGACGGCAAUCUGUGCAGCAAAUUCAGGAGGAUGCAGAAUAUGACAUGCACCUUCUGCGAAUGCAUCGCAGGAAAAGUCUGGAUCGAUACGCAAUGAGAAAUGAUGAUUAUGGUGAGAACCGCAUGGUUCGGACUCGUUCCCUGUCCAAGAUUAGCUCCAUGGCUCGCCAGCAGUACAUCGACACAUCUGAUGAAGAGGAGUACGGCAGAUUUCCACCCGUUUACCAGCCACCACAACCCUUUCGUCGCCGCAACAGCCGGGCUUCGUCUCAGGAGAACCUAGGUCAAGCCCCGCCAAUAAACGAGUUAAGCAAACGUAUGUCCGCCAUCGAAAGCCUGCUGAAUCGUUUGGAGGAGAAGAUAACGCCUGAUAAGGCAUCAGGGCCGUCGGGUAACGAGGAAGAGAAGCUAAGGAAGAAGUUGAGCGAGCUGGCAGGACAUCUAAGUGGCAAACCUUUGUCAUCAGAUGACGAGGCUGACAAGAAGAAAAGCUCCGGUGGCGUCAAGGGAGCGGCUGCACCGGAGGCUAUGAAGCAUCUGAGCUCGUCCAGCGAAGACAUCCCAAGUGAAGCUCAGAAGAAAUCCACCGCCUCCGCCCUUUGUGACCUCACCACUGAGGCCCUGAGAACCAUUAAUGCCACUGAAAACGCGAUGAUCGAGUUUGGCCUGUCAGAGCCGGCUGACAGAACCCACAUGUUAGGGACUGAUGCUAAGCAAGCCGAUGAUGCGUUCAGGGAACUUGAGGAAAAUGUGUACAUGGCAGCCGGGCAGUCGUUCGAACUGGAAAGCAAGUUGAUGCGACUGGAACAAAGUGCUACAAAUUGUUUUGGAGGGGCGACGGACUCUGAGCUUUCAGAGCUUGAGGACGUGGUGGCACUAACUGCUGCCCGAGUGCAGAGUGCUGAAAGCGAGGUUUCUGAUAUCGAGAGUAAGAUCGCAGCUUUGAAUGCUGCAGGUUCCAAGAAAAAGGUUUCUUCAUCUCAAAGAAAGAAGUAUACUCUCGAGCAUACUACCACCAGCAGGGAAGAGUCACAUGGCAGCGGCAAGCAGAUCGCUGCUGCAGCUGGUAAAACAGGCGUCCAUGGAACGGCCACACUCGUGGCCGACGAGGAGGCGAUCGUGAGCGCCGCUCCAGCAGCCGUGAAGGUCCACGCCCAGGUCCUGACCUUUUCUGCUUAUGGCGCGGAGGAUGUCCAUGGAACGGAGGUUGCGGAGGCUUCAGGACUGGAGGGCGCAAAGUUAGAGCUGACAGCAGAGCUGGAGAUGAGGCUGGCGUCAGCAGUGGAGCCACUGGAUACGAGGCUUGCGUCUGCAUCGGAGCAGCCAGAGUAUUCCUGGGUGGUGGAGAAACUGGAAAGAGGGGAUAAUCAAAGGAUCCAGGACAGUGCCGAACAUGUCUGCAAUCAUGCUUGCUUCACUGGGCAGAGCCUCAUCUCGCAGGGGAAGCAGUGA